GAUAAAUUUUGGUAUGAUCGUGCAUGUCUAACCGAUCCGCAGUGAGCAAUAUGGGAUCUGCAUGCUGCUCGUGAUUGUCUAUGAUGCAAGGUUACCACGGCUCACGAGUUGGAUUUUCACCAUUUUAUAGAGGAUAGUUAUUUCAGAGGGAAAAAAGUUUUAUUGCUUUCGAGGGGUUCAUGGAGAGAACAAGCAGUUGCAGUUUUGCAGUUAGUAGGCUUUCAAUAAGUCAAAAGGUAGAUGAUGAUGAUGAUGCUGAGAGUGAGUGUGUUUCAGAAGCAGGAGAUAUUGGGGAUCGAGUUCUUCAUGGCCCAAGGCACAGUGAGAGAUCUUCCGAAAAUGGAGGUGUUUACAUUCAUGGGGACCAUGAAUUGCAUCAAUAUCCAGCAGCAUUGAAUUAUGACUCCUAUGUAAAGUCAUUCGAACCGAUCCAGACCCCUGUUUCUACUAGUGGAAAAGUUCUUUCUGAAGACAUAAAACAAUUGCAGGAACUUGACAACAAGAAGUUACUCAAGCUACUGGAAUAUGUUUCAUGUCUAACUCAUUUAGCUAUUUUUGGAAUUCUUGGGGUCUUAACAAGAUACUUAGUGGGAAAGUUAUUUGGACCGGGGGUUGCUGGUGUGACUAGUGAUCAGACCAUUCUUUACCCUGACUUGCCUUCUAAUAAGGUUGGUUCCUUUUUGAUGGGAUGGUUUGGUGUUGUAUUUAAAGGAGAUAUAUCCCGUGUAUCUGAGCAUCUAACGAUUGCACUAACAACUGGCUACUUAGGGAGCUUAACAAUUUUCAGUGGUUGGAAUCAGAAAAUGCUUGAGCUCAGUGUUGAUGGACACUGGCUCUUUUCUGUCCGUGGCUUUCUAAUUGGCUUGUCUCUUGUCGCUUUUUCGAUCAUCUUUGGGGUAGAGACGACCAAGGGUUUCAAAUGGCUUCUCAGCACGCUAAACAUGAGACCUAGAAGUGGCACUUGUAUCUCUAAGGUGGACAGCUUUCAACGUCAAUUGGUAGUUACCAUAGUGUUAUUGGUGAUUUCAGGUUUAUUGUGGGGUGUCAUCGGUGCAUUGGAAAAGGAUGAGUUUAAACAUGGUGGUAAUGCAGCUCAGUUAUGGUUUGCUUGCACGGUUGGACCUCUAGGUGUGUGGAUUAGGUGGUUCUUAGCUCGACUCAAUGGGCGUGGAAUAGGAGCAUGGUUGUUCAAAUGGCUUCCAUUUGGGACUCUAAUUGCCAAUGUUUCUGUUGUUCGUGUCAUGACUGCAUUAGCUACCAGGAAGAAAUCAGUAAGUUUUUUCAGUAUCUUAUUAUACAAACUCCUUAUGUGGAUCAGAAUUGUUUUGGGAGAAAGAUUUUCUUUCCAACUUUGCUGCUAGAGCCAACUUGAUUCUUCUCCAUAUUCUUGCCACAUGGUAUUUAACUUAUAUUUUUUUUCUUGCCCUCCUACUUAUAUUUUAUUUUUGAAAAUUUUGUACUCGUAUUUUUUUCUUACCCAUAUCAUUUCAUUCUAUUUUUUGUUUUUUCUCUCUCUCUUUCAUCUUCAACAAACGUCUCACCGAACUUCCGAACUUUACGACCACCAAAUUUGUCUUUCUCUUUCUCUCAUUCAACAUUUUUUAUCUUCUCUAAUGCAUUCUUUGUUCGUCUUCAUUAUAUCAAAAUGCAUAACUUCUAACUCAACGUGCUUUGGUUUUUCUCAAGAUUUCUUCAUUUUGGGAAGAUUAAGUCUCAUUUUGUUAAAGUUUCUCAGGUCAGUUGUGGCAAUUUAGUUACUUUUUCAAUUGCUUCCUUCCACUGUUGCAGUUUACAUUAUACAUGAAUUCAAAUGCUUUCUCUUUGCAGCAAUCAUCGUUACGUGUACUUAUGAUUUAAAUUUAAUUUAAAACUUUUAUACGAUCUGACAUGAUUUAAAUUUGAGUUGAAUUAUGAAAAAUAUUUUUGCUAUUUGGGUACCCAUCUGAUUAUUUAGGCAGAGCCUUGAUUUGUUUCGGCUUCAAGCUUGAAAAGUUGCUAUAUUUCUUACUUAUAUAUUUGUUUAGGACAUGUUUGUAUUUUCUUUUGUUUCUUGUCAGGAUGAUGAGUAACUAUUUGUAAUUGUGAGGCAGCUGCAUGAGUCAAACUGGUAUUUGGUUGAAUGUUCAAUGCAGUUUUAGGAGGUAGCAAAGUAAAAACAAGUC
Messenger RNA from Gastrolobium bilobum, 2162 nucleotides. RefSeq lists its product as uncharacterized. Bases 180 to 1361 code for a protein of 393 amino acids. Gene Ontology annotation, cellular component: membrane. Gene Ontology annotation, molecular function: fluoride transmembrane transporter activity. Gene Ontology annotation, biological process: fluoride transmembrane transport. The record is from RefSeq and is a predicted model, not a curated record. The transcript is spliced from 6 exons. NCBI's taxonomy places the organism in Eukaryota, Viridiplantae, Streptophyta, Magnoliopsida, Fabales, Fabaceae.